Molecule: messenger RNA, 1546 nt
Organism: Python bivittatus (Burmese python)
Lineage: Eukaryota; Metazoa; Chordata; Lepidosauria; Squamata; Pythonidae
Source: RefSeq, a predicted model, not a curated record
UGGAAGGGCCGUGGGCUGGACCUCUCACUCCUGAUCAACACCGAUUGGGAUUGACCUCGGAGGAAGGAAGAGAACUAGUGCAAGACUGCACUGCCCGUUCCCAAUUCCCUAAGUCCACCCAAAAGAAUACCAUGGUCGAUGGUAUCGAAAGCCGCUGAGAGGUCAAGAACGGCAAGGGUGGAUGUGCUACCCCCAUCCCGCUCCUGCCAGAGAUCAUCCAUGAGUGCGACCCAUGCCGUUUCCGUCCGGAAUCCGGGCCUGAAACCCGACUGAAAAGGGUCCAGAUAAUCCGUUUCCUCCAGGAUCCUCUGGAGCUGCAACACCGUCUGACUCCCAGCGACUCCUAAGUUUGGGGUUUCAUUUCAGUCAGGCAAAAUCAUUGAGGAAGAAGGAACGAUGACCUGAAUUGCACCCACCCCUCACUCCCCGUGUUCAGCAGCAGUCUACCUCUGAAUAGCCCUUGGUUGGGGGCAACCAGCUGCCGGGCUGGUCUCUGCUCCGGCAGGGUGCAUACAAUCUAGAGAGGUGGUAGGGCCCAAAGCAGCUUCCCUUCGAGUGGAAGCUCAUUUCUUCUGAUACUACUGCUUGGUUGGUAGAUUGCAUGGUGCACCCUGACGCAUGGAAACAUACCAGCUUCACGCAGAGGGCGGGUGGCCUGAGUGUGAAGGAAGGAGGCAGAAGAGGAAAUCAGAUGGUGCCGCAGGCAGACGCUAUGCUGAGACUUCGGCUUUUGACCUGGGAUGUCAAGGACACGCUGCUUCGGCUCCGUCUCCCUGUGGGCGAGAGCUACUCUGCCGAGGCCCAGGCCUUUGGCCUCCAGGUGCCGGCUGAGGUGCUCAACCGCUCGUUUUCCCAGGCCUACAAAUCCCAGAACCAGCGUUUUCCCAACUAUGGCCUGGGCCAGGGCCUCAGCUCCAAGCAGUGGUGGCUUGGGGUUGUCUUGGAGACCUUCCGACUUGCCGGAGUUCAUGACAGCAGUGUUCUCCGGCUCGUUGCUGAAAAGCUCUACCGGGAUUAUAGCAGCCCUAAGAACUGGGAACUGCUCCCGGGUGCCAGUGAGACGCUCCGGUGGUGCCAGCAACUGGGUAUCCCCAUGGCAGUGGUCUCCAACUCUGACCGGAGGGUACAAGAGAUUCUGAGCCAGUGCAACCUUCGGCAAUACUUCCAAUUCGUCUUGACCUCGGAAGAAGUGGGGUUUGCCAAGCCAGACAAGCGGAUUUUUCUGAAAGCCCUCCACAGUGCGAAGGUGGAGCCCCAGCUGGCUGCUCACGUGGGAGACCAUUACGUGAAUGACUACCUGGCUGCAAGGAAGGCUGGACUGCACAGCUUCCUGUUUAAAAUGGCUGAGGAGCCGAUUGAGAGUGACAUGGAGGUGCCAGAAAACCACCUCCUACCUUCACUUUCAGAUCUACGGGGGCGGAUAGAGAAAGGCUAAAGGAAGUGGCUGGAUUUCAGCAGUUGUAUCUAGGGGAGGAAAGAGCAUUUUUAACAAAUGUUAACAUUAACCAAAUUAAGUUCAAUAAAACCUACAUCCCUGCUUGUAAGA